ACGGACGUCCGUACGGGCGCUUCGCCUCUUCAUCCGCGAGGCGUGCCGCGAGGAAGACGAGGCGCAAUGACGGAGGAUGACGCGUCCGGGACUGUCAGCUGCCGCGCGACGGAACGACGACAGAGAGAGAGAGAAAGAGAACGGAAAAGGAGAGAGGCAUCGAGACUCGGACGCUGUUAGACGAAGGGCUAAUUUGUGUCACGAACACGGAAACCUAGUAACAUCAUUAUAACGGCGAUCUUCCCCGAAGCGGAUAAUUUUUUAUCAAACUUUAUUGUCGCAGUGACUUACGCACCCGUCCGGGCCAAACGAUUAAGGAUUUACCGAUCAUUAUUGAGGACGCGCGAAUCAACGAGAAUCAGCUGGGAGUUCGCGCGAAAUCGAAAGGGAAGAGGAGGAGAAACCGCGUUCUUGCGCGUCCGAGAAAGUGAGCAAUAAGCGAUAAAGGACCAUUACUUCUUAAGAUGAUUGAGGAACAAAGGAAAGACACCGAAGUGGGAGACGGAGGAAAGAAGAGAAAAGGAGGGACAAGAGUUGACAAAUUCAAACAGUCCGAUUGGAGUUGUUGAUAACAAUUGACACGGUGAUAACGAGAGAGAGAGAGAGAGAGGAAGAAGUAGGAAGAUUUAUAGAAUACAAUUUUCAACAUUCCACGUUUUUUCAACAACGCUCCAAAAUUUUCGAUAUUCAAUUAAUCUUUUCCAUAUUUUGCGGGUACACGGGUGCGCACUCGUGUAGAAAGAAAACAUAUAUAUAUAUAUGUAUAUAUAUGUAUAUGUAUGCGCAAUUUCGGAGUUACAGCUGUCUCAGUAAGUAAUCGUGCUAACGUAUAACUAAACGGUAGCUAAUAAUGAAAGUUUAGCGACUGUAAUAACUCUUCCAACGAGGAUUCGCGGGAGAAGAAGACUCGAGUCGGCCUGAGGACGAGGAUGACGGCACUACUCGCACAGGUCGAGAGCGCCGAGAAGGUAAUGAGAACGUAAGAAAGGGAGAGAGAGAGGGUCGCCGAGGAAGAGAACGGGAAUGCUAAGCGAGAGUGGUGCGGCGAGUCGCGCGACCCACCGGUGCUGCUCCUUGCAGGACACGCUGCGCGUGCCGCCGGAGCACCGGCGAUUCCGGCGCGUUCACGGUCUGCAGCUGCCGCUGCACCCCCAGCAGGUGGUCGGCUGGGUGCUGCUGGUCGUCGUCUUCUCCGGCACCUUCGCCGUGCUGACCACCCCGUCGUUACUGCCGGCCGAGCUGCGGCUCGCUCUCUCGCUCGUGUUCGCCACGCUGUUCCUGCUGCACCUGCUCGCCCACCUGACGGUGCUGCUGCUGGACCCGGCCGACCCGGAAGUGCGCGCACGGCCGGCCGGCGAGGUCGUGCCCGAGUUCGACCGCAGUAAGCACCGGCACGUGAUCGAAAACGGCCGAUGCCACCUGUGCAACAUAACGACGCACGGCCGGCGCACGAAGCACUGCUCCGUCUGCAACAAGUGUGUGCCGCGCUUCGACCACCACUGCAAGUGGCUGAACAAUUGCAUCGGCGGCCGUAAUUACCCGGCCUUCCUCGCCUGCCUGGCGUCGACCCUCGUGGCCGCGCUCGCGGUCGCCGGGCUCGCCCUCUGCGAACUGGUGCUGGUUAAUGCGCGCGCGGUCGAGUGGGGAGGCGACGACAGCAGCGGUAACGGCACGAUGAGCAACGCCACGGCCUCGUCGUUGCCAGUGCCCGGCGCCGGCUCGCUCGUUCUUGUCACCGUUAUCGGCGUUCUCUCGGCCAUCGCCGCGGUUCUCCUCAUACACCUGUGCUUCUUCCACGGCUAUAUCGCCUGCCUCGGCCUCACCACGUACGAGUACGUGCGCAGCAAGCGAGAGAAGAACAACGACACCGCGGUCGGCGCUUCCAGGACGACGUCGUUCUCCGGGCCCUGCGGCGCGCCUCAUUGCGCCGCCGACGGCCAGGACGUCGAGGUGGCGGCGACGCGAGGUCUCUAUCGUAUCUGCGAGAACGGCUCUAUGUUCAGAGACAGCUCCGCCGCCACAGCCACGACGGACGUGUACGUGUGCUCGACGCACAAGGAACGCGACAACGGCGCGACGACGAACGCCGGCAAGGACGCCCGCUCCGGACUAUCCGCCACGAGGAGCAGCCGGAACUUCCGGCUCUGCUUCUCGUACGACGCGCGCACCACCGAGACCUCCAUCGAGGUCUCCUCGCAGACCACCACGGGGGAGCCGAGGAAUCACGCGGAGUCACCGGACGCUAAGUCCUCGACGCCCUCGCCGGUGUCCUGCUGCUUCUCCAUCAUGAGCCCCGAGAGCGGCCGGCACGAGAGAAGCGCCAGCCGGAAGCGCCGCGGGGACCACCCGGAAGCCGCGAAGCGCUCCUGCGGCACGAUGAGGCGGAUACAGACGUUCCUGCAGGCCCGUUGGAGGAAGGGCUCGUCGAGGCAGAGGUCGACCGCCCCGACGGUCGCUCGGCCUUGCGGCAACAAAGUCAUCCCGGCGGCGGUGAACAGCCCCGUGGACGUCGCGCCCGCCAUCGAGGACCGGGUGGUCAGCUCCAACCCGUUGAUGAGCGACCCACGUCCGCCCACGAGGCUGCCCGCCUUGGAUCUUCCGCCACGCGCCAUCCACAAGAUCAGAAUUCCCCCGAGCGCCGGGGACAUCUCCGUCCUGGGACCGCUGCCGCCCGUCGCGUCCUUGCCCAAGCGCAAUCAGCCGCACCUCCGCCCACGGCGAAACACCUUCUCCAGGAAGAGGCCGCGCUUCAAGGUCGGCUCGCACAUCACCCAGACCGCCCAGCUGUCGCCGAUACCGGAGUCCGAGGUCUCGAAGCCCGCCACGCCCAGGUCGCCUUCGCGCUCCGGCCACUUCGCCUUCCCGCCGUUGCUGUUACAUGGCUGUGAAGAAACGUUUAUGAAAAACGUUUCAAGAGCACGGAGACCGGCCGCUUUAACGAUUAGCAAGACGGUACCAAGCCGUACGACGACGACGAUGACGACGUGGUGCCAUAGUGAUGGUCGCGCGGUACACACACACACACACAGUGCACGAUCGGUGUCACUUGAACGGCCGGUGCCUGGGAGUAACAUUAUUACGUCGCGGCACGCGAUGCUCCGACGAGGGCUUUACACAUAUGAAUAAUAAAUGAAAAAACGGAGCGGGUAUAACGACUUUGUC
Messenger RNA from Dinoponera quadriceps, 3162 nucleotides. Its product is annotated as protein S-acyltransferase 21. Bases 1024 to 3126 code for a protein of 700 amino acids. NCBI's taxonomy places the organism in Eukaryota, Metazoa, Arthropoda, Insecta, Hymenoptera, Formicidae. The record is from RefSeq and is a predicted model, not a curated record. Gene Ontology annotation, molecular function: protein-cysteine S-palmitoyltransferase activity. Gene Ontology annotation, biological process: peptidyl-L-cysteine S-palmitoylation; protein targeting to membrane. The transcript has 2 exons. Gene Ontology annotation, cellular component: endoplasmic reticulum; Golgi apparatus.